Molecule: messenger RNA, 3694 nt
Organism: Rhopilema esculentum
Lineage: Eukaryota; Metazoa; Cnidaria; Scyphozoa; Rhizostomeae; Rhizostomatidae
Product: cytohesin-1
Biological process (GO): regulation of ARF protein signal transduction
Molecular function (GO): guanyl-nucleotide exchange factor activity
Source: RefSeq, a predicted model, not a curated record
CUCAACAACAGGGCAUGACGUCACAGUUCAUGAUGAUAGCAACCAAAGGUCGCCAUUUUGUGUCAAGGAGUAGUUGUGCUGUCGGAAACAUUCUCAAGUCAGCUGAAAGGCGCUUCCUUGGACAGUAGAAUAGAAACAGAGAUCGAUCCGAGUUCCUGUGACACAAUUUGCCAAGAUAAUUAACGGAAGUGUCGGAACUAAAGCUGUUUAGCAGCAAUACCAAGAUCGCCGGUACAUUUUAGGCCGUGUUGGUUUUGUUUUUGGUUUUGAAUAAACAGCUGUAGUAAUGGAGUUCACGAACAACGGUGCUUUUAGAACAGAAUUAACUCCUAAAGAAAGGCUGUUACUUCAAGAAAUUCGAAGGAGGAAGCAAGAACUAGCUGUUGAAAUACAGCAAUUGAAGGAUGAAAUUUCAGAAAUAAAAAAGGAACUUGACUACAUGGAUCAAAUGGAUGAGAAUACGCAGACUGAAAAUGAAAGUAAAUUGCGAAAUAUUGGUCGAAAGAAGUUCAACAUUGAUCCAGCAAAGGGCCUUGAAUACUUGUACAAAAACUGUCUUAUUAAUAUGACUGUUGAAGAUGUUGCACAGUUCUUGUACAAGGAAGAGGGAUUGAAUAAAGUAAAGAAAGGAGAAUAUCUUGGGGAAAAGGAUGAUUUUAAUAUUUCAGUCCUAAAAAAUUAUGUUUGGCUACAUGACUUCAAAGACAAACACCUUGUCGCUGCUUUGAGGGAUUAUCUUUGGAAAUUCCGCUUGCCAGGAGAGGCCCAAAAAAUAGACAGGAUGAUGGAAGCGUUUGCAGAGCAUUACUGUAGACAAAACAACACUGCUUUCAAAAUGCCAGAUACAUGCUAUGUCCUAAGUUUCUCAAUUAUAAUGCUGAAUACAAAUUUGCAUAAUCCAAGUGUAAAAGAUAAGCAAUCUUUGGAUGGUUUCAUCAAUAUGAAUAGAGGAAUAAAUGACGGCGGUGAUCUAGCUCCAGAAAUGCUCAAGGAACUUUAUGAAAGUAUUCGAGACGAGCCCUUCAAAAUCCCCGAGGAUGAUGGCAAUGAUUUGACGAAAACAUUCUUUAAUGCCGAGAGAGAAGGCAUGCUGACCAAAGAAGGUGGACUUCACAAAACAUGGAAGCCGCGGUAUUUCAUCCUUAAAGACAACUGUCUAUACUAUUUCAAGAAUAAAGGGGACAAAGAACCAAGAGGGAUCAUACCACUUGAAAAUCUUCGAGUCAAAGAAUGCAAUGAAAUAAAACGAAAGUUCUGCUUUGAGAUUUAUGCACCAAACAGUGGUUCCGUUAUCAAAGCAUGCAAAACAGACUCAGAUGGCAAAGUCGUCGUUGGUCACCACGAUAGUUACAGAAUUUGCGCAUCAUCUGCCGACGAGAGAGAAAAUUGGAUUAUAGAUAUAACCAAUAGCAUAACAAGAGAUCCUUUCUACGAGAUGUUGCAAGCCAGGAAGAAAAGGGCCACACAUUUGCUGCAAGGCUCUUAAAGCGAAUGUGAAAAUGAAUUGAGCGUGUAUAUCAAUCUUGAGGUUUAAACAUUGUGUGGAUAAAAAUCUUCCAAUCUCAUAGCAACUCAGCUAGUAGUGUGCCUAGUACGUGGCCAUAUCUUAUUCGCCGUUCUUGAUAUUUGAAGAAAGGGAAUAUUUAGAUCUAAACAUCUUUUAUCUUGCAAGGAUAUCUUCUGUUUAUAUACACUUGACUUGCUAGAAUACAGCAGAGGCCGAAAGCCUGCAUCGCGGUUGGCCAGUAGCCUGAAAAUGGCGUAGCUGACUGUCCCAAGAGGAAGAUAUUAAAACAUUCGGUGCAUAAAGUUAUCUCCAGAACCCCUUUCUCCCCCUGGAAUCUGUUAUCUCUUCCCGCCCCACCACCGCUAUCAUCGAUAUACAUGCAGAAACAAUCGUCUCCUUUACUUUUUGAUCCAAUCACACGCGCCCCGUCUUUCAUAUGAGCUAAUUGCCCUCGUAUUUUGAUAAAACUCACGUAUCCACUCAACGUGAUAUUCUUCAAUCUCUGCAGUAUUCUAGCAGUUUAUUCUAGCCUGCUUGCCUUGUAGCACAAUCUGCAAGAUCGUUGAAUUGAACUUAUUUCUGUAUAGAAUUUUAGUUGUUUUCAAUUAGAAUGGUUGCUUUUGGCUGAUCAGCAUUUCUUUCAUAUUCUUUGAGAAAGUACCUUAGUUCAUUGAUAAAGCUUCUUGCUGUAGAUAUUUGAAAAUUCAAGUUUUUGUGGAAGCUUUUCAAAGGGAGGGGGCUGUAUAAUGAAUAUAGCGCAAUUCCUCUUUUCGAAAUUAUUAGUUAAUGCUACAAAUUUUUUAUACAUUUAUAUAUAUAUAAAUUAAACAAGGAAUUGAUUUGAUAUUUUCUUUGAUUAAUGUUAUAUAUAAUAAUUAAUAAACUAUAUGCACUUUUGGUUUUUUGGCAACCCCUGGGGGUAAUUUUUUUAGUCCCUUUAAGUAUUUUUCUGAUAGGUUUUACUCUCAUAAUGUUAUCAACAUAUUUAGAAUCUCGAUCUUCAUUGCGUCCCUGUCAUUGGCUAUCCCAUUUUAGGGUGUCUAAUAAGUUGAUUUUUGUACUCCUUAACUUGCCCUGAAGGUUUUAUGUCAUACCUUCAAUAAACAACCCUCUUUUUACACGUAAUUUUCACAACCCUAACUAAAAGAUAAUCGUUUUGUAUGAAGACACAUCCUUUAUCAUAGAAAGGCGAGCAAAAAACUGGAAUGAUGACCCUCUGUAUUUCCCAAUCUUUCCCAUUGAUCUUUUUGUUCUACUGACUGUUCAUUUUGAAAAUUUUUUAGACAUUAGGGUUGCAGCCUGAUUUUAGCCCCCCCCCCCCUUAUACCUUUGUAUUAUUUGCAAAAACAUGUUCAGGAGUAUCAGUCCAACUGAAAUAAACUUCAAAUCUUAGCAUGUUUUAAAGAACAUUAUGAGUAAAAGAUGUAUGAUGUCGCGUUGAAAGAAAUUAGGUAUUUAUUUCAGCCCUAUCCAUAAUGUCUGUUUUCACAUCCCCACCCCCAUCCCACCCCCACCCCCACCUCCAGUUAUGAUACCGUAUUUCCACCCGGCUCCUUCAGGUUUUGUUAUUGAUAAAUGUCUUGAAAAUAAGAGAACUCUUUUACUGAUCAACGAUGUACAGCAAACUUAAUUAUCAUCAUCUAUAGAGUUGUGUGUUCGAUUGUCGUUUUUUGCUUGCGUCCAGUCACCAAAACGGCGGACACAUUUACUUAUUGACGCAAGUUAGGAAAAAAGAAAGUGUUAGUGACUAUGUCUUAAUGGGUUGCCUGAAGCAGUGAAUAAUCUGUUAACUAUGACGUUGAAUUUAACUGAUAAUGUUUUGUUUUAAGAAAUCAGAAUGCAAGUCAACAUGAAGUUCGUGGUCUUAAAAACAGUUUUUUGAUUGAGGUUUGACGGCUGAAGAUUUCAGCAACCAAUAAAGCAACCAAUAUAGCUGGAUUUUUUCUGUAACCCCAUUUAAUUGGAAGAAAAAUUGGUUUUCAAACCGAGUUAUUGCUGUUUCUGGCAACCAACAGAGUGAAUUUUUUGUGUAAUGUUCGCAGAUCCCAGAUCUGUUUCAAGUCAAUAUUCGCCUUGAAUUAUGCUUUUGAUUUUUUAUUUAAUAUAAAUAUAUAGAGUUAUACCAAUUAUGUUAUCAAUUGCAUCUUGUAGACAAUUUAUAUGAUCUUGCAGUUGAAGUAUGGUGCA